GUGAAGGUCAGGGGGUCAGAGGUCACAGUCUGGUCAAGACAGCUCAGCAAGUGAUGGCAAGGUUCAGAAGAAGAAGAGAGGGCAAGCAAGGAAAGAUCUGUCCUCACAGUUCUUGGAUGAAAGCAGUGAGGUCCAGUUGGAAGCAAACUCAGCUGCAGAAAGUCAUCAAGAAAACACAGAACCUAAGAGAAAGGAGGGCCAGCAAGGCCAAAGAAAGUCGCUCAGCUCCCAAGAGGCCAGGGAAGCAAAGACAGGAAGCCAGUAGUCCUGUGGAGAAGGGCCCUGACAACAGUCUAACUGCUGUGGAGGAGGAUGUACCAGUGUUUGAUCUGAGUUCUCAAACAGCACAAGAGAGCGCGACAAGUGAUGGUAAAGUGCGUAGGAGGAAGAGAGGGCGUCCCAGGAAGGCACCCCAAACUGCCCAGUCUUCUAAUGAAAGUAGAGAGAUUCAGUCAGAGGCCAACGUGUCAGCAGGCCCUGAAGAAAACACAGAACCGAAGAAGAAAAGAGCCAAGAAAGCUGGCAAGAGGAUGGGAAAACAAAGACAGGCAGCUAGUUCUACAGAGGACAACUCUGACAAAACACUGUCAAGUGGUGAUGAUCUCCCUGUAUCAGCGACACCGUUGCGUUCGAUCUUGAAGGGAGGUAAGAACCACACACCACGGUCCUCGACUUCCACGCUGCCGCGGGCCUCCGUCACGUCUCCUAAACACUACGCCAACGUCACGCAGUCAAAGUCGGCUUCAAAGAAGGGCCCAGCAGAUAGUGCCAGACAGGCCCACAUCAUUGCACCGCGUAAGGACAAGACCCCAGGAGUGCGUAGAUCGUGCAGGAACCGAGCGCGUCCCGUGGCUUGGUGGGCGCAUGAGCGCGUGGUGUACGAGAGGAGAGACUCCGGUAGAGUCAUGGUGGACAUCAAGAGGCCAGAUGCCAAGGACUACGGAGCCAGGCCCAGGAAGACGCAAAUAACUAAAGGGAAGAGUAGACCCAGAAAAGUAGGAGCUACGAAGACACAGCAGCCCCUCCAACAGGAGUCUGUACCUGACAUCUCUACCCACACAGACGUACCCAGGGACUGGGAGGAUGUGGAAAACCCUGUCAUUCCUGUAGUCAACCCUGCUACCAAGGAGGAGGUACUCAUCGAUUGCGUGAAAACGACCAGCAUGUUUGACUUCCGCGGGCCGCAGGGAAGGGCAGCGACGGAGGAGGAUGGCAUCAAAGUCUGCAAGGCCCUGCGCCAGCCUCAGUUUGGGCUGGGACAGAUCAUCCUGGAGCCACGCCAGGAGAAGGGUACACAGUUUGUCAGGAACGACACACUGGUACGUUAUGUUUGUUUGUUUGUUUGUUUGUUUGUAUGUUGUAGGAAGGAAGGAAGGAAUGAAUGUCUUGAAGUGACUUUAAGUAAUUUUUAUGGACGAUAUCAUCACACGCAUUAAUUUACGCCUGAUUUU
Molecule: messenger RNA, 1451 nt
Organism: Branchiostoma belcheri (Belcher's lancelet)
Lineage: Eukaryota; Metazoa; Chordata; Leptocardii; Amphioxiformes; Branchiostomatidae
Product: centromere protein C-like
Exons: 7
Coding region: 54-1436 (460 amino acids)
Biological process (GO): spindle attachment to meiosis I kinetochore; attachment of mitotic spindle microtubules to kinetochore; kinetochore assembly
Cellular component (GO): kinetochore
Molecular function (GO): centromeric DNA binding
Source: RefSeq, a predicted model, not a curated record